Molecule: messenger RNA, 3447 nt
Organism: Stegastes partitus (bicolor damselfish)
Lineage: Eukaryota; Metazoa; Chordata; Actinopteri; Pomacentridae
Gene: tnfrsf11a
Product: tumor necrosis factor receptor superfamily, member 11a, NFKB activator
Exons: 10
Coding region: 256-2241 (661 amino acids)
Biological process (GO): lymph node development; positive regulation of bone resorption; tumor necrosis factor-mediated signaling pathway
Cellular component (GO): external side of plasma membrane
Molecular function (GO): cytokine binding; tumor necrosis factor receptor activity
Source: RefSeq, a predicted model, not a curated record
GAAAGCAGAAGGAAGAUGAGAGGAGAGGAGAGAUGGGAACUGCAGCUGCCUAACGGGGAAUGAAGGCGCAAGAAUGCCCUGUGAGAUGCGUGGAGGCUCUACCACAUUUACGCACGCAAGAAGAAGAAGAAGAAGAAGUGAUUUGCUGUGAGGACAUUUAAAGAAGCGUCCGGGGAAUUUAGCAUUUUGUUGCAUUCCGUUGGCUAAGACAGAAAAAGUUUGCCUCCAGAAGUAGUUUUUCAUAAAUCAGCAGAGAUGAGAUUGAACUUUUCUACAAGCUGGAUAUUCCGGGGCUGGAUAACGUGCGUCCUCGUCACCUUUUACGCACAGAAUGCUGUCUCCAAAUCCAAUCCAUGUGAUGAAACACAUUACUUCAGAGGCUCCAAAUGCUGCAACAGGUGUGGACCAGGCUUCCGUGUGUUUUCUCACUGCACUGAAACCCAAAAGACUCUGUGUCUGAAAUGUCCUCACGGUGAAUACCAGUCGGGCUGGACCAACGAGAUGACCUGUUCCCGGCAGAAGUUCUGUGACACAGGUAAGGGUUUUUUGGACAGGUCUAAAAUCCCUGACAACCCCAAGGCAGAGGAGCCGUGUCGCUGCCUUGAUGGCCUGCAGUGCUAUUCCGUCAACUGUGAGUACUGCGAGGAGAUACCCCCCUGCCCUGCUGGAUCUGGACGUGAGGUGGACCCUGAGUCAUCGAAUGGAAGGAAGAUCUGUGUCAAGUGUGAGAAGGGCUUCUUCUCCGCUGGCAAUAACGCUGACCAAUGCAAGCCGUGGACUAACUGUAAGGCUGAGGGCAGGAGAGAGACGCAGGCGGGCAGCGCUACGUCCGAUGCAGUGUGUGGACAACCUGUCUCUGGUGCAGAACGCUCUUGGGUUAUAGUUUCAGUGCUAUCAGUCAUUAUUGUUCUGUGUCUCCUUAUUCUGCUGCUCUUCUGCUACAAGGACAAACUGAAAUUACUCUCUGUAAAUCUGCGAUCCUGUGUUCAGAAUCUGAAGAGGACCAGGAUACAACAGGAGACCUUGGCCCCUCUUUACCAUAGCGGAGCAGGAGGAGGGAUAGGAGGACCUGGAGGCCCCAAAUGUUCUCCAUGUGAGACCACCAAACUCAUCUGCCAAGCUCCCCACGGCCCUGCUGACGGUCCCUCGUGCACCUUUCCCACCUCUACUACCGACGUCAAAGUCUCUCUGCCCUUCACAGAGGAAAUGCCAGAGAAAGAAGGGAUAAAGGGGAUGGAAGAUCAGAGCGAAGGAUCUGGAGAACCAGAAGAGGUGUCGGAAGAAGAGGUCGUGAGUGUGUCUCCGCUUCUGGCAGGUUCCUGCGUGUGCGUCAUUCCGGUCUGCGAGCCGCUGGAAGUAGGGGAGAACGAGGACUGCAGCCAGGCCGUCAGCCCUGGGACGCCUGGAACCUGCUCGUGUGGAGGGCUAGAUGGAGAGGAGGGCGGGAAAGAGGAUAAAAGUGACAGUAAAAGGGCAGAUAAGGGUGGAGGAAGGGCUGCUGGAAAUCAAGAAAAGAUUGAGAACGAGACAGGCGCUGCAUCUCUUGUCUCUCUUUCCCCUCCUCUCCUCCACACCUCCUCUAUAAUCUCUCCCUCCAGUCCACUCGCUGAACUCUGCCUGCCGCUGUCCCAGGCUCAAGUGAGGCCAGAGUUCAAAUAUCACCUGCCUGACGCCUCACCGGUCAAACAGGAGGGAUUAUACAGACUGGCAAGCACAGGCUCCACCUCAACAGAAAGUAGCACGACCUCCACUAUGAGCUCGGUCAGCCCCCUGAUGACUUCCUCAUCCGUUGGAGAUCUCUACCUGGACAAGCCCCCGGAGGGUCCAAGCCCAGGGCAAGGCCAGGGAGUGUCCUGGGGGGACAGCAGGGAAAACAAGCUCUCUACGGGGGAGUCAGAGCUGGAGUGCUCGCCGGAGAGCCUCCACAGCCAGUUGGGUGAACCAACUCUUACCUCAGGUCAGGUGUCUGGAAACCACAACACCACCUUCAUCUCCAGCGGUCAGGUGAUGAACUUCAGCGGCGAUGUGAUUGUCGUCUAUGUAAGCCAGACGUCUCAUGGCAGCGACUGCGUGGGGCAGGACGACGCCUUCGGGAGCCCCGUCCAGGAAGAAGCCAACGAGACAGCUCUGUUUUUCCAGAGCAGCCUGAGAUCGCAGGGGGACUCCAUUUCCCACAGCACCUUGCAAGACGAGACACUGCCAGUCCAGGAAGGAGUGGAGGAACGGCCGCUGGGAAAGUGAAAAGUGACCAGUGGCUGUGUUUUGUAGUUUACGUCAGUACAGCGAUCAUCUCCGCCAUUAGACCUUGUAAAACUGACCUCUGAUGCCUUCUGUUGGUUCCAUUACUUUAUAGAUAUUAGCUCCCAUCUCCCAUCAAAUAAAGGCAAAACAAUGCCCACAAAUAAUCUUAACUUUUCCCAUUUUACACAAGAGUCACAGACUCUUGCUUUAGGCAUUUAUUACCAGUGGAAAGCUGCAGCCUUUUUUAAACGGAAACUCCCUCCAUUCCAGACAAUGAUGGGGAAUUUUGUUGGGAAUUGGAUGUGGAACUAGAGUUCAAAUUGGAGGAACAAACUGUUUUUCUUGUUCUAUGGAAAUUGCAGCUUGAUCUUGACACAAAGGAGUCGCCACAUAUUUCAUUUACCACCUUUUGUCGUUAAAUAGCCCAGGUUACACUCUGUAGACUCCUAGUUUUUGACUUUUUUGGAUUUGACAUUUGGAUGACUUUACUUGCAUAACAAAAUAUCCACCAUGUGGAAAUCAUUUUUUAUAUUUUUAUGGAGAAAAUUCAAUAUAAUAGCUACAAAAGGAUCUGGCAGGACAGAAGUUUGUACAGAAAAAUCAUCAUGAAGCCUUUCACUGAGUGAAUUCUUCUUUUUCUGGUUUGCAGGAUCUAACAGAAGCUAUUUUACAAUAAAGAGACACAUCCAGUUUUGGUACGAUGCUUUUAGCCUGUAUGUACACUUUGUUUAUUCUCUCCUUAUUGCACCACAAGUGCAGUUUGUGUCUAAGAAAAAAAUGCUAUGCAUUUGAUAAGCUAUUUUAUUACUGGUUUGUUUUGUUUCAUUACAAUUUAAUGUGCAAGCCUUAAUGAAGAAAAGUGAAAUGUCUGUUUAUUAUAUUUUGUUUUAAAUAAUUUUACAAAGUAGAUUGUUUAUGUAAUAUUUCAGAAGUUUCAUGUGAUCAAUGUUUGUAUAUAUUUCAAAGGAGCAUGGUAUAUUUGUGAAAUAAGAACAUUCUCUCAUUUCAUUUGUGGUGUGGGUGUUUUAAGUCAAGUGGCGCCAUUACCAGCAGGCAAAAUGCACACAUUCUCAGAGCAUUAAAGGGACGACCUCACCAUAUGUAUGCAGCUUUGCGGAAAAAAAAUAUGUACAUAUCAAUCAGACCUAUUGCAAUGAAUAACUGAAAGACUAUUUUUGAUUGAAAUUAAAUAUGUUUUGCAUCAAA